Emys orbicularis (European pond turtle) is the source of this 1368-nucleotide messenger RNA. It is a transcript of the gene AGMO, whose product is annotated as alkylglycerol monooxygenase. Gene Ontology annotation, cellular component: endoplasmic reticulum. Lineage: Eukaryota; Metazoa; Chordata; Testudines; Emydidae. Bases 1 to 1368 code for a protein of 455 amino acids. The record is from RefSeq and is a predicted model, not a curated record. Gene Ontology annotation, molecular function: iron ion binding; glyceryl-ether monooxygenase activity. Gene Ontology annotation, biological process: lipid biosynthetic process. The transcript is spliced from 13 exons.
AUGGACGGCCUAGCAGCUCCGCAGGGAGGCCUCUCGGGGUCCCAGCAGGUCCGCGCGAUGUUCUAUGUCCUGCAGCCCAAUGAAAGCUCCUUCGCCAGCCUCGAGGAGGUGCCCGAUUAUGUGAAUAAGGCUACGCCGCUUUUCGUUGUCUUGAUGCUGUUGGAGUUUGUUGUCAGUUGGGUUUGGAGGCAUCAGGCACCAGGGCGGAUCAAUGAUAGCAUAACUUCUCUCUCUGCAGGAGUCCUGUCUCGACUUCCAGAUGUUGUGUCCAGAAGCCUCGAGUUAACUACCUACAUCUAUGUGUGGGAUAACUACAGACUCUUUGAACUGCUGUGGGACUCACCAUGGACAUGGUAUUUGACAUUCCUAGGAGUAGACUUUGGAUACUACUGGUUCCAUCGCAUGGCCCAUGAGGUUAAUAUAUUGUGGGCAGCACACCAAGUACAUCAUAGUUCUGAAGCUUAUAACUUAUCCACAGCACUGAGACAAUCUGUACUGCAGAGAUACACUUCUUGGGUUUUCUACUUGCCUAUGGCUCUUUUUAUUCCUCCAUCAGUAUAUGCUGUUCAUCUCCAGUUUAAUCUCCUUUACCAGUUUUGGAUACAUACAGAGGUAGUUAACACCCUUGGACCUCUGGAGCUGAUUCUUAAUACUCCCAGUCACCACAGAGUUCACCAUGGCAGAAAUCCUUACUGUAUUGACAAAAAUUAUGGUGGUACCCUCAUUAUUUGGGACAGAAUUUUUGGAACAUUUGUGGCAGAAAAUGAUAAAGUUAUAUAUGGCCUAACACACCCAAUAAAUACAUUUGAGCCUUUCAAGGUCCAGUUAUGUCACUUGGCUUAUAUAUGGAGCACGUUUUGGGCCACACCUGGAUUCAGUAAUAAACUCUCUGUAAUAUUCAAAGGCCCAGGUUGGGGACCAGGAAAACCUAGACUCGGCCUUCCUGAGGAAAUCCCAGUGAUCACUGGAAAAGAGGUUCCAUUCAAUCCCAAAUUGCCAAUAUAUCUUUCUGUCUAUGCAGUAGUACAUUUUGCCUUGAUGCUGGGCUUUUAUGUGGACCUGUUUGAGACCCAGGCUACAUUAUCACAGGUAACUCUUCUCCUGAGGAUUGGCUACAUUAUCCUGACAUUGACCUCCAUUGGAUUCCUUUUGGAGCAAAGGCCCAAAGCAGCUAGUUUGGAAGUCGUCCGCUGCUCAGUCUUUCUAGCUCUGCACAAACUUAGUUACCUGAAAAUAUACAUUGCUUCCUUGGCAUUUACUUACGAGAAACAUGUCCCUUCCUUUCCAUCACUCUCCACCUGCCUUGGGGAAGCUGUGUGUAUCUGGCGGAGCAGGAAGGAAGCAUCCCUUGUUCUUCCCAGAGAGUAA